Messenger RNA from Rhincodon typus (whale shark), 4117 nucleotides. It is a transcript of the gene gpatch1, whose product is annotated as G patch domain containing 1. Gene Ontology annotation, molecular function: RNA binding. Bases 56 to 2848 code for a protein of 930 amino acids. Gene Ontology annotation, cellular component: nucleus. The transcript has 20 exons. NCBI's taxonomy places the organism in Eukaryota, Metazoa, Chordata, Chondrichthyes, Orectolobiformes, Rhincodontidae. The record is from RefSeq and is a predicted model, not a curated record. Gene Ontology annotation, biological process: mRNA processing.
GUGAUUGGCUGUAUUUGACCCCCAAUGAACUCUGACCCGUGACGCAAUAUCCAAGAUGGCGGAGGACGAUGAUGAGGAUUUUGUUUAUUUCGGGUCCGCUCUGGAGCCGCUGGAGGAUGAUGAAUCGACCAAGAACCCAGUUCCACUGCACGAGCAGACAGUCAGAGAUGAGAAAGGGAGAUACAAACACUUUCAUGGGGCAUUCACUGGGGGAUUUUCUGCUGGUUAUUUCAACUCAGUGGGCUCAAAAGAAGGGUGGACGCCUUCGACAUUUGUGUCGUCAAGGCAGCAAAAGGCAGAGAAACAGGUCUUCAACCCCGAGCACUUCAUGGAUGAAGAGGAUCUCAAGGAACAUGGAAUUGCGCCGAAAGGAAUAACAACUACAGAUGAGUUUGCCUCAAAGGCUAAAGACAAGAUCUGGGAGAAGUCGCGAGCUUUGGCGAGUCUGGUAGCUCCUAUUCCUGGAGCCAGCAUCUUGGAUGACCUGAUUGCUCCAGCAAAGAUAACAAUUGGUGUGCAGUUACUGCGGAAAAUGGGCUGGAAGGAAGGACAGGGUCUUGGACCACGUGUGAAGAGGAAGCUUUGCAGGCAACAUCCUGAGACAGGUGUGAAAGUGUAUGGGUGUUCCUUGCCUGAUGAAGGUUCGGAUGGAUCGCAGGAGGAAGAGGAUGAGUACCAGCCUGAAAAUGUCACAUUUGCACCAAAAGAUGUGAUAGUGAUGGAUUUCACACCAAAGGAUGACCGCCAUGGGCUUGGUUACAGUGGAAUCGAUCCUCGCAGGGCUUUGUUUGGGGCAUUUAGACAGGGCUGCAGUAACGUGUUCGACACUGACUCAGACAGGACCAGCAGCCUGCUCGGUGAUAUUCAACCCAGUAUGGGCAGGAAGCUAGGCAUCACGGGGCAGGCAUUCGGUGUGGGGGCCCUGGAGGAGGAGGAUGAUGAUAUCUAUGCCAGGGAUACAUUGUCCCAGUAUGACACAGUGCUGAGAGAGGAAGAGCCAGAGGAUGGGCUGUAUGGGUGGACUGCACCACAGCAAUACAGGAAAGCAAAACGUUUGAAUCCCCAGACAGGAUACAUUGGAAAAAUGUUGGAAGGCUUCUCCUUGGGAUCCAAGUCAACUAAACCCAAAAAGGUUUAUGGCCCCCCUGAACUGCCGAGGGACUACAGGCCUGUUCAUUACUUCCGACCGGUCGUGGUGCCCGGCACUGUCAGCACAGCCAUGGCACAAGCACUCGAGGCAUCAACUGGACAGCACGGCACUGAGACAGGACCGAAAGGCCGGCACCAGCUCAAUGCAACACAGAGACGGGAACUGCUCGGAGAAACUGCUCUCCAAGGUCCUGGCUCAGUGUUUGAACUUCUAACUGUAAAAGACAAGGAGAGACUGCAGCUGCAGCAACAGCAGCCAGCUUCCUGGAACCUGCCUGGCCAGUGCCAGGCACCGGCCUCUGGGAAACCCAGGGAUUCCCAGCUUUCUGGACUUGGAGGAAGGCUGACGGGUUCGAGUGAAUUUAAACCCUUUCUAAAGAAUCCAGAAAAGCAGAAGAGAUAUGAGGAAUAUGUGGCGAAGCUGAACUCGGGUCAAAGCAAUGCCCUGGCCAGCUGCUUGGACCCAAACAUGACCGAGUGGGAGCGAGACCAGGAGCUGUACGAGUUCAGUCGGGCAGCAAUGCUGUAUCGUUCGACCAGUGCCUCGCUGUCGUCCCGCUUCACUCAUGCCAAAUUUUCAGAGGAUACUGACAAGGUGGAAGUCCUUGAGCAACAGGAGAAUGACGUCAAUGACAAAGAGGCUGCAGUAAAAAUGAAGAUGUUUGGUCGUCUCACCAGGGACAAGCUUGAGUGGCAUCCCGAGAAACUUCUCUGCAAACGAUUCAAUGUCCCUGAUCCUUACCCUGGAUCAACAAAGUCCGGGCUUCUCAAGGUCAAGAGGGACAAAUAUUCGGUGUUUAACUUUUUAAAUGUCCACACAGCUCCUGAACCCCCUAAAAUGGAAUCCAAAAGGGAAACUGUACAAUAUAAUACUCUGAAACCUCCUGAAUCCAGGAGGCCGUCCAGGUGGGACGUGGCAGCAGAAGACAAGGGGAAAAGUAUGACCGAACGUGCUACAGUGCUGAUUGGUUUGGAUUCGGCAGCAGAAACAAGUUUGACUCAGCGCACAGAGAAAGAAAUUGAACAGGACCAAGAAACUAAAACUGAAGAGCAGGAAGAUGCUGAGGACGAAGAAAAACGGCCAUCCAUGGACUUGUUCAAAGCUAUCUUUACCAGCUCGUCUGAGGAGAAAUCUUCGUCUUCCUCCUCUGAAGAGGAGGAAGAUGAAGAGACCAGUGAAAUAGACCCUGCUCCUGGGGAGCAAGCUUCAGUACAGUCUGUACCUCCAAUCCCUGCCUCAGACCACCAGCUAGUGAAGGAAUUUGAUCGAAACCCACAACCUGCGCAGUGCAGCCCAGAACCUCGGAGUGGCAUGGAAGAAUUUGGGCCCAGGCUCCCACCAGCUCUCCUCUUUGGUAACACCCACCCGUCACCUGAUGACAACAUGGUUUCUCCAGCAACGGGAUGCAAGUGGCUAGAGGAGGGCAGCGAUGGUACAGCUCAGCAGAAGGGGAAACCGAAAAAGAAGCUCAAAGACAGAAGGAAAGGAAAGAAAGUGAAAAAGGAGAAGAAAAAGAAACACAAAAAGCAUAAACACAGAUCCAAGCUGAGGGACAGGAAGCUGAAGGGUGAUCACAGCAGCUUGGGGGACUCUGAACCUGAACAAAGUGGCUGUGUGAGUCACAGCACGGACCCCCAGUCUGUGUCUGAUACAGACCUGCUGAUGCGAUUGAAAACUGUUCCAUUGGCAAGACGGUGAGACAGGGCAGUGGAAAAAGAGAAGCUGGUUAACCAAACCCUCAGUGAUAAGCUGCAUCCACCACAGUGGUGCAUUAGAUCCAGUCUGAAACCUCUCUUAUAAUUUGUCAGGAAUUGCCCAACAAGAGGGAGGGAACCAGACCAGGAGCACUGACACUGGUGACUUCAAUACAAGACAGCUUGGUUCAGUGUCUGUGAACAUUGACAGAUUUCACAUCUACAAUUUUUUAAAUCAUUUAUUUAUAACCAACUGUGAGAAUGUCAAAUAUUAGUUUGUUCAGAGCACCCAGGACCGCUGUGGCUUUCUGUCUUAAUAAAUCGUCCAGUCAAUUGAUACUGCACUUGUGUUAGUUUUUGCUGCAGUGAUUCUGACUUAGAAGUCAUGGGGUAAGUUCUGGAUUGCUGGCCUCCCUGUGCUUAGUGUUUAGCCAGCACAGAGGAACUGUAGGAGCUGGAGAACAAACCUCACCAUUGCAUCACUUACUUGUUAUCUCAUACUGUUUAUUGCGAAUGUCUCUUGAUCCCUGCAGAUCAUUCUGUGCUCACUUACUGAGGCUGCUGAAACGGUUGUGGCAUCUUCUAUUUGUCAGAAUUAAUUCUAGGUAAAUGUUGUGAUCACAGUCUGAAAUGUCAGAGAUACCUGGAGGCGAGGCCAGUCCAGGCCAGGGGUUGCUGGGUGGUGGUGCCUCUGCUAAGCUAUCAGUGCCACACUGUCAAGAAGCAAAGUGACAGUGCACCAUCACCCUGGCUCCCCAUGUGGAUACAGAAAGAGAAGAUUUCCGGGGAAUGAAUUCAGAGCAACUGUGACAGAAGUAGUCGCUGGUUCUGCAGCUGGAGGGUUUGUGGGAUCCUUUGUGGAAAUUAGUUACUGUGUUUUCCACUUUACGGUAACUACAUUUCAAAAGGACUUUGUUGAAAAGCACUUGAGGACUUUCAUGUUAUGAAAGGUGCUAUCUAAAUGAAACUUUCUAUAAUGCUCACCAAAGAAAUGAGACUGCCAAGGAGGUUUAUAUGAUUGGAGGAUAAUAUAACUUGAGAUACAGCUGUGAAAUAGUUCAAGAAUUGAACAAAAGAACUGGAUUUCCUCCUGAGUUGAGCUUUCUUUUCGGCUGGACAUGAACAAUCUGUCAUUAUUGUAAACGAAUGUUUUGCUGUCAAGGUUUCACAGGCACAGUUAAUCUUAUACAGUGAAUCACGCUGGGAAUGAAUUUGGAUAUGUUGUUAAAUUUUGUACAGUUUUGUACUGUCUGUAAUAAAGUAUUUAAUUAAA